CGCACCGUGCCGCGGCUAAUGGAACCCGCGCGAGGGCUCCUACCAAUCACCGCCCGGCUUCCUCCCACCGCGGACCAAUGGUGGCGCGCGUUCUUGGGGCGUGGGCGAAACAGGCUGCUCUCUCCUUGCUUGUGUAGUGUGUGGGCUGGGGUUGGUGGAGGCUCGUAUCUUGGCCGCACUUGGUUCGCACUUGUGCUCGGGGGGCUUUUGUGUCGGCUUUUGCUUUGCUUUGUGUGUGCGAGUUUUUGCUUUGCUCUGCGGCGCUCUUCCCGGGUGGGAGCCGUGAGGCUCGAAGGCGGCAGCGCGGUCCCCCCCCCCCCCCGGGCAAAGAGCGAGCGCGCCGGCGUGAGCUGCGGGUGUGAGGUCUGCGGGAAGGGGAUUCGCCGCGGAGAUGCCGGAGUUCCUGGAAGACCCCUCGGUCCUGACGAAAGAGAAGUUGAAGAGUGAGUUGGUCGCCAACAAUGUGACGCUCCCGGUCGGGGAGCAGCGCAAAGACGUAUACGUGCAGCUCUACCUGCAGCACCUCACGGCGCGCAACCGGCCGCCACUCGCCGCCGGCGCCAACAGCAAGGGGCCCCCGGACUUCUCCAGCGACGAGGAGCGCGAGCCCACCCCGGUCCUCGGCUCCGGGGCCGCCGUUUCAGGCCGCAGCCGGGCCGCCGUCGGCAGGAAAGCCACAAAGAAAACUGAUAAACCCAGACUAGAAGAUAAAGAUGAUCUAGAUGUUACAGAGCUCACUAAUGAAGAUCUUCUGGAUCAGCUUGUGAAAUAUGGAGUGAAUCCUGGUCCUAUUGUGGGAACGACCAGGAAGCUAUAUGAGAAAAAACUGUUGAAAUUGAGGGAACAGGGCACAGAGUCAAGAUCAUCUACUCCUCUGCCAACAAUUUCUUCAUCAGCAGAAAAUACAAGACAGAAUGGAAGUAAUGACUCUGACAGAUACAGUGACAACGAAGAAGGAAAGAAGAAAGAACACGAGAAAGUGAAGUCCACUAGGGAUUUUGUUCCUUUUUCUGAACUUCCAACUACUCCCUCUGGUGGAUUUUUUCAGGGUAUUUCUUUUCCUGAAAUCUCCACCCGUCCUCCUUUGGGCAGGACUGAACUACAGGCAGCUAAGAAAGUUCAUACUUCUAAGGGAGACCCACCUAGGGAACCUCUAAUUGCCACAACCUUGCCUGGCAGGGAACAGUUGCAGAAGUUAGCCUCUGGAGGGAAUUUGUUUACUUCCUCCAAGUCUAGCCAUGAUAGAUGUUUAGAGAAAAGUUCUUCGGCAUCUUCUCAGCAUGAACUCGCUGCCAUGUUGGUCUCUGCUGCAGCUUCUCCUUCACUGAUUAAAGAAACCACCACUACUUGCUAUAAAGAUAUAGUAGAAAAUAUUUAUCGUGGAGAGAAAAGUGGAAUUCAACCAUUGUGUACUGAGAGGUCCCGUGUUUCAGAUCAGUCAGUUCUCUCCAGUGAAAGGAAAGCACUAGAAGAGUUUGAGAGAUCACAAGUAAUUUCUCCACCACUUGCUCAGGCGAUCAGAGAUUAUGUCAAUUCUUUGUUGGUCCAGGGUGGAGUAGGUAGUUUGCCUGGGACUUCAAACUCUACACCCCCACUGGAUGUAGAAAACAGAUGGAAGAGAAUUGAUCAAUCUGAUUAUCAAGACACUGAAUCCCUGUCUCCUCCACGAAAAUUCCCUAGGCUCAGUGAAAAGUCAGUAGAGGAAAAGGAUUCAGGUUCCUUUGUGACAUUACAAAAUACACCUGGAUCUGAACUGAUGUCAUCUUUUGCCAAAACUGUUGUCUCUCACUCACUCACUACCUUAGGCAUAGAAAUGUCUAAGCAAUCACAACAUGAGAAAAUAGAUGCCUCAGAACUAUCUUUUCCCUUCCAUGAAUCUAUUUUAAAAGUAAUUGAAGAGGAGUGGCAGCAGAUUGACAGGCAGCUGCCUUCACUGGCAUGCAAGUAUCCAAUUUCCUCCAGAGAGGCAACACAGAUAUUAUCAGUUCCAAAAGUAGAUGAUGAAAUACUGGAGUUUAUUUCUGAAGCCACUCCACCAGUAGGUAUUCAGGCAGCUUCCACAGAGUCCUGUGAUAAACAGUUAGACUUAGUACUUUGUAGAACGUAUGAAGCUGCAGCAUCAGCAUUGCAAAUUGCAACCCAUACUGCCUUUGUAGUUAAGGCUCUGCAGGCAGACAUUAGUCAGGUUGCACAAAUUCUUAGCUCAGACCCUAGUCAUAUGCACCAGGCACUUGGGAUUCUGAGCAAAACAUAUGAUGCAGCCUCAUUUCUUUGUGAAGCUGCAUUUGAUGAAGUAAAGAUGGCUGCCCAUAGCAUGGGAUCUUCCACUUUAGGUCGCCGCUAUCUCUGGCUGAAGGAUUGUAAAAUUAAUCCAGCUUCUAAGAAUAAGCUGGUGGUUACUCCCUUUAAAGGUGGAACAUUAUUUGGAGGAGAAGUGUGCAAAGUAACUAAAAAGCGUGGAAAUAAACGCUAAUGAAGUUAAGAAUAAAGACACCUAUUUGAUCUUCAAUAUGGGGAGCUUAGCAGCUUCCCUAAGAAUUUCAAGUGCUUUUAUGCCAGAAUUUUCUUUGUAGAUCUUUUUAGUCUCCAGAUAGUGCUAUUUUCACAGUCAAGCUUCUACCCAUCAAAUUAUAGUAUAAAAGUAAUUGACUACAUAGAACUGCCUUUUUUUAUUUUUUAAGUUGCACAGAUAGAAAAGGCCUGAUAGAAAUAAUUUAAAGAUUUCUAGGUCACAUUUUUGCCUCAUACAGUUCACUCUCUCCUAUUAAGAUUUUAUAAUUCUCUAAAACUAAGAAAAUGUUAUUAACUAGAAUAUAAGUGGAGUCUUCACUGAUUGAAAUAUUACUAAAUAUCUUUUCACUUUCUAGAACUUGUCUACAUUGUUUUCUUUUAUUCUCACUUUUGUUUUUUACUUCUAUAUUCCUUCAUAAUAUUCUAGAUCAAUGCAAUUCAAAGUGCCAGUCUACAGACAGUUAACUGAUCCACAGACAAGAUAAGUAUGCACCAGAAUUUGGAUCUAGAGAUUUUAGAUCAAUGACAGGGUUUAUUUUUGUGGCAAAAUUUUAUUGAUAAAACCAUGUGCCAAUUUACAUUCUGGUGCAAGUGUCUCAUUUCUUCAAGGACUAGUAGCAAACAGUUCAUGGACCACACCUUACAGAAUCUGCUCUAAACCAUAUAAUUCUGGAAUAAUGCAUUCUCACUAUCACUGUAGUUUGUCAGAUGAACUAGACACUGGAAAAGUGGGGCUUUUUUUUUUUUUAAUACUUUCAAGUUAUGCUGUGGUUUAUGGAUGAUUAGGUUUAAUCUAAAUUCUAAAAGCAAAUUUAAGUUACUAGUUUUUUAAAAAUUCAUAAGAAAUCAUACUAUAUUCCUUUGUAUAAAGCAGUAUAUUAUUCUGUGUUUUCAUUUCUAUGAUUGUAAGAUGAGUCUAUUUGUAGAUUGUAAGAUGAGUCUAUUGUAGUAAUACUCCUAUUAUGGAAAACAGUAGUAUUAAGUAUCAGCAAAAUACAGUCCCUUUGGUCCUCCUGGCCAUUAUUAUAUUCUUACUAUACAUGUUCAUCUUUGCAGCUUCCUGGGAGUAAUUUUAUUUGUUAUUUGUCUUCUGGAAUGUACAUGUAUACAUGUACCUACUAAGUGCUGUGUGACUUUUUUUAAUGUAUUACUGUAGAAUGCUUCUGCAAAUUCAAUAAAGUUGUAAUUUGAACAGUUUUGUGUGGUCUCCAGAAACAUGUUUUAUGUGUGUUUUAUUCUUGGAGUUGCAACAAGUUAGGUAUUUGUGCAUAAACAUCCCUUUUCCAUUUCUUUAUUGAAACUUGCUUAGAUUCCAGUGGUAUAUUUGAAAAUAUUCUAAUUAUCACUGUAUAGUUUUUCUUCUGUUAAAGACUAUGUUUUUAUUGGCUGUUGGAAUUUAAAUUUGAGAGGAAUUAAUGUAUAACCAGAUACCUUAUUUGUUUAGUCAAUUUCUGCUCAAUUACUACUGGGUUCCUUACUUUGUGAUUUCUUAUUCUUAGAUUUUGAGUUAAUAAAACAUAAGGUUUAUAUAUAAUGCUAAGGAUUGUCCGAAGCAUAAGUAUAUCAAUACAUUUAUUAAUAGACAUUUCAGGAGUUGGGGGUGGAGGUGAUACCUUAAUCCUAAGUAAAAUUGAGCUAUUUGAACUAACAUGGUAAAAAUCACUGUUUGGGGAAAAUUGCAAGUAGACUCUGGACUGACUAGUACUAGACUAGAUAGUUAGCAAAACCUAACUGUCCUGACUACUUUUUAGCACCAGUGCAUCAAUUUCACGAAAAACUAAGCUUUUUAAGAAUUGACUCCAUUUCUAUCUCUGGUAGGAAAGUAAUCUAACUUGAAUUUUUGGUAAUACGAGUUUUAGUAGUCACAACAGACAUUCAUUUUGUUAUACUAUGAUAAAUGUCCACAAAAAUUAAAACUUUUACAAGUCUUUAAAAAUCUGGCUCUUCAGGGGCGUCUGGCUGGCUCAGUCAGUAGAGCAUGCGACUCUUGGGGUCAUGAGUUCAAUCCCCACGUUGGGUAUAGAUUACUUAAAUAAAAAAAAAAAGCUAGCUCUUCAAAUGGUGAUAAAAAUCAAGGCUAGGAGAAUGUGGAAUAUUGAAGACAAUAAAAAGAUAUAUUUGAGUUGUUUGGCAUCAUGGUGAUACACUAAUUAAUAUAUAUGCACUAGCUUCUCUUCAAAGAAAUGCUAUUUUUAUUAUGGAGAGGAGGAAGGCAAGUGACCUGUGAGUGUUAUUUUCUGUGAACAGGAUUCUUCCUUACCUCCUCAGUUGUACCAAGGGUUUUUUUUUUUUUUAUAAUCCUGUCAAAACAGAAGUGAGGACUUUUAAACUGCACUAAAGUAUCAAAGUCACUGCACUUGUUACUAGAGGCUUGAUACCAUACAGGUGUUUUCAGUCUUAAAAUUCCCUAUAGCUUUUUUUCUUCCAUAUUUCGAAUUUUAAUAACUAACCUUUGUUUAUAUAGUAGUAAUGCACUGUAUGGACAAAAGAAUAUUAACAACGUUUUAAUGUCCUUUUCCCACAUCCAAGUAGUUUUGUGAAAAGCCCCCAUGGGCAAUUUGAAUUCACUUUAUGUUUUAGGCUAUUAGUUCCAGAAAAAGGAAAGAAUAAAUGGAAAGAAGCAGUGAUCAGAUUAAGGAGUGGGGGAGAUAAAAAUGGAAUAAAAUAAGAAUGGGAAAGUAAAGUUUUUAAAAGACAGAAAUUACAGUUGAAGAGUCAUGGUCUAUUGAGGUAAUAACCGAUAGACAAACUUGUUUUACGUAAGAAUGUGCCUAAAACCAAGGUUCCAGGGUAACGUUAAAAUGACAUUGUAGUUUAUUCUGUAUUUCAAAUAGUAAUG
Ailuropoda melanoleuca (giant panda) is the source of this 5350-nucleotide messenger RNA. It is a transcript of the gene TMPO, whose product is annotated as thymopoietin. The transcript is spliced from 4 exons. Gene Ontology annotation, molecular function: DNA binding. The coding region runs from base 392 to 2473 and encodes 693 amino acids. The record is from RefSeq and is a predicted model, not a curated record. Lineage: Eukaryota; Metazoa; Chordata; Mammalia; Carnivora; Ursidae.